AUGUCAUCCUUCUUCGUCGAGCUUUGGGAGGGCAUCUUCACGCCCGGCCCGACACCGACCAUCCUCAAGGCCACAAAUGUCAGCUUUGCCGCCUUGCAGGUCGUCCUGCUGUCGCUCCUGUAUGCCACCUACAGCGUGCACUUUGUGGUGCUGUCGGCGCUGUGCGGCGGGCUGUGGUGGUCAAUCAACUGGUUCGCGCGGGAGCUGAAGAUUGCGCAGGCUGCUGAGGCGGAGCGGAAGAAGAAGGAAGACGAGAAGAAGAAGUUACAGGGUGAUGGGUCGGGGUCGAGCGAUACGGAGGUUGAGGGCAAAGUUGCGAGACGGACGACGAGGAGCAGUAAGAAGAGCGGCGCUGGGCCUGCUGCUGCGGUGAAGGCGGAUGCUGAGCCUUUGGAGAGUAGGGGCGAGGUGAAGCAGAGGGCGGUGCUGGAGCCGCAGUCGAGUGGUACGGAGGAUGAGUGGGAGAGGGUUUCGGAGAGUGAGAGGUAG
Messenger RNA from Trichoderma gamsii, 489 nucleotides. Its product is annotated as Pkr1-like protein. Bases 1 to 489 code for a protein of 162 amino acids. Gene Ontology annotation, biological process: vacuolar proton-transporting V-type ATPase complex assembly. NCBI's taxonomy places the organism in Eukaryota, Fungi, Ascomycota, Sordariomycetes, Hypocreales, Hypocreaceae. The record is from RefSeq and is a predicted model, not a curated record. Gene Ontology annotation, cellular component: endoplasmic reticulum membrane. The transcript has a single exon.